This is a messenger RNA of Thrips palmi, 1404 nucleotides long. Its product is annotated as zinc finger SWIM domain-containing protein 7-like. Gene Ontology annotation, molecular function: zinc ion binding. The record is from RefSeq and is a predicted model, not a curated record. Gene Ontology annotation, biological process: double-strand break repair via homologous recombination. The transcript is spliced from 3 exons. NCBI's taxonomy places the organism in Eukaryota, Metazoa, Arthropoda, Insecta, Thysanoptera, Thripidae. Bases 83 to 553 code for a protein of 156 amino acids. Gene Ontology annotation, cellular component: Shu complex.
GGCGCCAAAACAGUCGUCUGCUAUUUGUUAUUGUUUGCUCUUUGACAAAAUUUUCUGAGAGAUUAAGACCUCUGCAGGCAUUAUGCAAAAUUCUGUUCGUAAAACAGUUAUUCCCUUCGUUACAAAUGAUUUUUUCUGUGAAAUUGAGCGUAUAUACAAUGAGGAUGGGAAAAUCAGCGACGAAUCCUUGUUGGCUCUGCAUGCAGUGUUUGGGCCACCUUUAGAACGCGCACUUGAAAUGCUUGAAAAAGAGUGUGUUACUUUGUUGACUACUCCCAAUGACACUCGACAAGCAUUGCAGUGUUUACAUCUACAGGUGUCAGGGGGUAAAGGUGAACUCUAUACCUUGUUCCCUUACAUCAACUUCUGCCCAUGCCUUGCAUUUGCUCAUCAAGUUGCCAUAUCCCAGACUCACAUUACUUGCAAGCAUGUUCUAGCUGCACGCUUGUCUCAAAUCAUGGGUCGUACUAUUCGGAAAGAGGCAACACCUGAAGAAGUUGCACGUAUCUUAUGUGCGUCGGCACAUGCAGAUAAAGGUGCGACAUAUCUGUGAUAAUUCUAGUGUUUGUUGUUUGAAGUGGAUAUUGUAAAUUUGUAAUGGAAUAACUCCUUAAUGUAAAAACAAUCACAUUUUAAUUGAAAAAGCACCACUCCUCAAAAGUGGAUGACAGACUUGAAACUUACAUGAUGGUGCCAUUGUGGAAUUCAAGUUUUAGUAUCAGUUAUUGCUUAGUUGACAAAUUGCGAACUUCAAGAAAUACUGACAUCUUCAUGUUUCUGGUUUACUGCACCAUAAAGGGACGAAUGCUACACAACAAGAUUAAUUAGUGAAGUGCUAUCAAGUUCUUAACUUUGCCCUCCGCAACUGACUCUGCCAUGAAAUUGAAGAAUUGUUGGCAUUUGAAUAGAGUACUAAUUACUUCUGAGUUUGCAGCUUUGGUAACAGUUUUUCUUUUCUUGUGAGCGCCUCUGUAAAAUAGCCAUGGUGGAAUUGUUAAGUUUGGUGAACAGUACAGGGGAAGCAUUCUGAUUUUGGUGCAAGCACAUAGUGUUUUCCAGCAAAAAUAAAAAAAGAUUAAAAGUUCAAUGACGUAGCAACUAUUGUUUCCAAACAACCAGAGUUGCUCUCCCUGACCUCACCUAACUAAAGAACAAGUCAACCAAAAGCUUAGAGAGGUAAGACUUUAUCCAAUACAACCAAUGACUUGUUAAAGAUAUUUUUCUUCUAAACUCUAAAAUUUUUAAUUACAACCGCUCCGUUUAAAGACUGACAACAAAGUCAAAAAGGCACAUUUGCGUUAUUGACUGAGGACUGAGAAAUAGGAAAGUGGCUCAAACUAAGCGGUCUAUGUCUUCAUUGUUCACACAAUAAUACUUGUAACCAAUAAAAUCAAGAUAGAAAUG